Molecule: messenger RNA, 1176 nt
Organism: Bathycoccus prasinos
Lineage: Eukaryota; Viridiplantae; Chlorophyta; Mamiellophyceae; Mamiellales; Bathycoccaceae
Exons: 1
Coding region: 1-1176 (391 amino acids)
Biological process (GO): transcription by RNA polymerase III
Cellular component (GO): RNA polymerase III complex
Molecular function (GO): DNA binding
Source: RefSeq, a predicted model, not a curated record
AUGGCGAGCAAGAAGAAAACGACGGGAACACCAUCAUCAAAUCCUCAUCCUCAUCAAAAAGUGGAAGUGAAGAAAGAGGAGGAGGUUUUAGGAGGCGCUCUUCCUCCGAAACGGACGACGAGACGAACGGCGUCGACGGACGAGCAGAUACUGGAUGCGUCCGGUGGAGGGAGUGGUGGUGGUGGUGGUGCGUCGACGAUGCAGCAGCAGCAACAAAGAGGGAGGACGAAAAAGAAAGCGUCGCCGCCAUCGCGGGAAAUUGUGGAACCGAAAGAAGAAGAAGAAGAAGAAGAAGAAGAAGAAGAAGAAGAAGAAGAGGAAGAAGAGAAAGACGACGAGGAUGCAGAAGAAGAAGAAGAAGAAGAAGAAGAAGAAGAAGCAGACGACGAUGAUCAGAUGGACGUGGACGACGAGGAAGACGCUUUCGAAGAGAGACGAAAAAUAGACGCCGAUGAAAAAUACGAGGCUGAUUGGACGGACAAGAAGCAAUAUUUUCCCAUCGAUUUGGCCGUAUUUGACGCGCAGAAAAAGGCGGAGGCAAUGAGUAUUAACGACGCCGCGAAAAUAGAGAGGGAUACCGCGAACGGGAACGAGGAAGAGAAGAAGGGUUUAAGCAGAAAAAAUGGAGAAUCGAUCGCGCAAACGCUGGACGAUUUGAGGUCGUCCAAAGGCGAGAAGUUGGUCGCGUGGCAGUUGCCACCGGAUUUGCCAUUGGCGAACGAAAGAAACGGUAGAAAUAGAAAUAGCGCAACAGCUGCGGGUAGAAAUAACAAUAGAAGAGGUGGGAAGAGAACGUCCGCGGGAGCAGGCAACGCUACGAACAGUAGCAACAAGAACAAGAAACAGAAGAAACUUCUCGGCGUUCCCGAUUUGAGGGCGGGACAACUCGGAGAGAUUGAAGUGUACGCAGAUGGCACGGCAAAAUUCGUCAUCGGCGAAUGUAGGUUUGAUUUAAAAGACGGUACGGCGUAUAGGCACCACGAACAGUUCAAUAUCAUAGAUGAAAAGAAGAAAAAAUGCGCGUUUGUAGGAGAUAUCGUAGGUCUAGUCGUAGCUACGCCGGACGUGGACCAAUUAAUAGAGCAAAGCUCGAAGGAGCAAAGCUACAGUGACGAAGACGACGAGAACUUAGAUGGCGAUAGCGACGCAGACAUCAUCCAUGCCGAUAGCGACUGA